Cylicocyclus nassatus is the source of this 2509-nucleotide messenger RNA. The record is from the annotation of a GenBank genome assembly. NCBI's taxonomy places the organism in Eukaryota, Metazoa, Nematoda, Chromadorea, Rhabditida, Strongylidae.
CAUUCAGAAAUGUCCUCGAGGCAUCGAAUCGACUUGGAUGACGAUCGUAAAAGAGACCGGGAUAGAGAAAGAGAUCGCGAUAGGGAUAGGAAAUCUCGUCGUUCUCGCUCACGUUCUCGAUCUCCGAUAAAGAAGGAUCAUGAUCGGUCAAAUUCCUCUCCUACUGUUCAGAAUAACAAUGCUGCUGCAGAUGUAAAGAUGAAGACAAAUCCGUUCACCAGACUUCCGUACAGUAAGAAGUACUGGCAGAUCUGGGAGAAACGACGUCAGCUACCAGUUUGGGAUUAUAAAGACAAGUUUAUGGAAAUUCUACAUAAUAAUCAAUGUAUGACUUUGGUGGGAGAGACAGGGUCAGGAAAAACGACGCAAAUUCCGCAGUGGUGUGUAGAAUAUGUCCGACAGAGAGCUAUUCCUGGUCAAAGGCGACUCGUAGCUUGCACUCAGCCGAGAAGGGUGGCAGCUAUGUCAGUUGCAGCUAGGGUUGCAGAUGAGAUGGAUGUACAGUUGGGACAGGAAGUCGGAUAUUCUAUUCGUUUCGAAGACUGCGUCAGUGCGCAAACUAUUCUGAAAUAUUGUACCGAUGGAAUGUUGCUACGCGAAGCGAUGAAUUGCCCACUUUUGGAUGGAUAUGGUGUUAUCAUUCUUGACGAAGCUCAUGAAAGGACGUUGGCUACCGAUAUACUGAUGGGAUUGAUCAAAGAAAUUGUCAAACAGCGCUCUGACAUAAAGAUAGUCAUCAUGUCUGCUACACUGGAUGCUGGAAAAUUCCAAAAUUAUUUUGAGAACUGCCCCCUUAUGUCCGUUCCAGGACGAACUUUUCCUGUGGAAAUCUUUUUCACCCCAGAACCUGAAAAAGACUAUCUUGAAGCUGCUAUUCGAACUGUUAUCCAAAUUCAUGUGUGUGAAGAGACUGAAGGAGAUAUCUUGUUAUUUUUGACUGGCCAGGAGGAAAUUGAGGAAGCAUGUAAGCGAAUAAAACGCGAAGUAGACAAUCUGGGACCGCAGGUUGGCACCUUGAAUUGUAUCCCGCUCUACUCCACGCUUCCACCUAAUCAACAACAAAGGAUAUUCGAACCUGCACCACCCAGUAGACCUGGCGCUAUAGGGAGAAAGUGUGUGGUUUCCACAAACAUUGCUGAGACAUCGUUGACUAUCGACGGAGUGGUUUUUGUGAUAGAUCCUGGAUUUUCGAAACAAAAAGUCUAUAAUCCGAGAAUUCGUGUUGAAUCACUAUUAGUAUGUCCGAUAUCAAAAGCUAGUGCUAUGCAACGUGCUGGUCGCGCUGGUCGUACUAAGCCUGGAAAGUGUUUCCGGUUAUAUACAGAGAAAGCUUAUCAGGAAGAAAUGCAAGAGCAGACUUACCCGGAGAUACUUCGUUCAAAUCUGGGAUCGGUGGUUUUGCAGUUGAAGAAGCUAGGCAUUGAAGAUCUCGUACAUUUUGAUUUCAUGGAUCCUCCAGCCCCAGAGACCCUUAUGAGAGCUCUGGAAUUACUCAAUUAUCUGGCCGCUAUAAACGAUGAUGGUGAAUUGACAGAGUUGGGUUCUCUGAUGGCGGAAUUCCCUCUAGAUCCGCAAUUGGCGAAAAUGCUAAUUACGUCAACCGAGUUGAAUUGUUCCAAUGAGAUAUUGUCGAUAACUGCGAUGUUAUCCGUCCCUCAGUGUUUUGUCCGACCAAAUGAAAUGAAAAAGGAGGCAGAUGAAGCGAAGGCACGAUUUGCGCACGUCGAUGGUGAUCAUCUUACGCUACUGAAUGUCUACCAUGCAUUCAAACAAAAUAAUGAAGAUGUGCAAUGGUGCUACGACAAUUUUAUCAAUUAUCGCACUCUCAAAACUGCGGAUACAGUGAGGACCCAACUAGGCAAGAUUAUGGACAAGUUCAAUCUGAGACGAGUUUCAACGGAUUUCAAAUCCAAAGAUUAUUACAUAAAUAUACGUAAGGCUCUGGUUGCUGGAUUUUUCAUGCAGGUGGCACAUCUUCAAAGGAGUGGACAUUACAUUACUGUAAAGGAUAACCAGCUUGUCAAUCUUCACCCGUCCACUGUACUGGAUCACAAACCUGAGUGGGCACUAUAUAAUGAGUUCGUGUUGACCACGAAGAAUUUCAUAAGAACAGUUACUGAUGUGCGUCCAGAAUGGUUGUUGACGAUUGCGCCACAAUACUUUGAUCUCCUGAAUUUUCCCGAGGGUGACACGAAGAGGAAGCUGCAGUAUGUGGCGAAUUCAUUACGCGCAUUACAGAACAAUAAAGGCUAUUAAAUUCUGUUGCAGUUCGAGUAACUCUAACUUGUGUUGUUGCGCAUCUCACUUUUAAUGGAAUUGUUUUCGAUUUUGACGCUUGUAAUCACUUUUCCUGUGAAACUGCUGUAUAAAUUUGUUUGUAUCCUUUCUCAAUAUCUUGAUAUCCGUCAAUGUUGUUGUUAUGUGAUAGCUGUUAGAUUUUUGUCUGUCGCACGCCCUCAAAAUUUUUAAACUGUCCGUGAUUCCAAAAUAAAAACAUUUGGAGAGUACA